Messenger RNA from Ichthyophthirius multifiliis, 2643 nucleotides. RefSeq lists its product as hypothetical. Gene Ontology annotation, molecular function: protein binding. The record is from RefSeq and is a predicted model, not a curated record. The transcript has 3 exons. NCBI's taxonomy places the organism in Eukaryota, Ciliophora, Oligohymenophorea, Hymenostomatida.
AUGCAAAUAUUUUACUUAAUUCUCUGCGAAUAAUAAAAAAACCUUGCAAUAAUUCAAGAAGAUACACUUACAAACGGCAUCCACCACACAUAUAUAGUCCCUAAAGUUUCAUAAAUCGAAUCUUCUGGUUAUAUAUUAUAAUAUAAUAAAAAAAACUCAUAUUUAUUUCUCACAUAUCCCCCUUCUAAUAUCGUAAUUUACGAUACUAUUAAAAAACAGAUGUUAUUAUAUACAUAAACACAUGGAAAAAAUAAUUAUUUUAUAAAUUCAUUUACAUUGUCCGAAAGUUAAGAUUUAUUAUUUUUUUCUUCAAAAACUUAAAGAAAUAUAUAUUGUGCUAAUUUCCAAGAGGCGAUAUAAUAAGCGAAUUUUCAAAAAUAUUCAAAAUUAAAACUACCUAAAAAAGUUCUUAUAAACGAUUUAAAAUGCCAGCCAAACGAAAAAAAAAUCGUUGUAGCCUGUUCAGAUGGAUUUAUUAGAAUUUGGAAUUAUACUAGUCUUUCUUAAUUGAAGAGUUUAAAUGAACCUGAUAAUGUUUAAAAUCAUAAUACUAAUAAUAAUGAAAAUAAUAAUGAAAAUAGAUAUUUUUAUACUUGCUUAGAGUUUUCUAAUGAUGGACAUAAAUUAUUGGCAGGAACAAAUCAUGGGAAAAUCUAUAUUUUAGAUUCUAGACAUUUGGGUACUAAGCAUUUAAUUUUGGCGAAAAUUAGAAUUUCAGAAAACGGAAUUUUAAGUUUAUAAUGGAUGCUGUAUAAUGGGUUUUUUAGUUUUAAAAAUACAUAUUUUCUAGCUUUAACAGGUGAAGGAAUUUUAAAAUUAUUCAAUUUUCAAAUAACAGGGGAUUUAGAAUAAAUUAAAAAUAUUAAAAAUUCAUAAAAUAAAAUUUCAGCCAAAAUAAAUGAAAUUUCUAUAAUUUAUUAAUAAAAAAUAGAUUAUAAAUUUCAAAUAUAAGAUAAUAUUAGUAUGGGAUUUAAUAAAUUUCUUUAAGUACAUUAAUUUAGUAAUUUAAUAGCUUUUAAAAAUAUAAAGAUGAUAGAAUAAUUUAAUUAGAAAAAUAUUAAUUGUAUAGAAUAUAAUAUAAAAUUAAUUCAUUUAUAUGAUAAAAUGUCAGAUAAAAUAGAUUUUCCAUAAUGUUCACCUUAGCAUACACAUAGUUUUGAAUAAUUAAUACCUUCAUAAAAUAAAGAAAUUUUAUUCUAAUCAUAAAACUUUUAUAUUGAAAAUCUCGAUAUUAAAUUAUUUUCAGCUGCAAUGAAUUUAAUAAGGACUGUAGGGACUUUAAAGUAAAUUAUUCUUUCAGAUGAUAUUUUAUUUUUUGGUUUAGAUACCCGUCCUAUAUCUUUAGAAUAUACUAACAAAAUCAAAUUCUUAUUAUUAUAUAAAUUAGACAAUAAUUUUCGAGCAACAACCUUUAAUAUAAACUUAAAAGGAGAAAAAGAAGCUGAAAUAGAGCAUUUUGUAGAACUUUUUUGCACACAAGCUGUAUUUUUAGGUAAUCCAAAAUACUAGAACCCCCCUGUGUAUUAUUUAAUGAACAAUAAUUAAUCUUUUUAAAUAGAGUUUUAGCAAGAUUACUUAGAUGAAUAAUUGAAAAUACAUUUUUUGGACAAAUAAAACACUCACUUUUUCAAGGAUUAAUUAAAUGUUAAAAUCCAAAAAAUUUACAACACACCUUUAAGAGAUGGAUUUUGUAUAAUCUAUUAAAAUUACGGAGAAAACAUAUUAAGAUUUUCAAAAAACAGACUUCCAGAAAACCAUUUAUGUAAUAUGUAAAUUUUAAACGAUUAAAACUAUACUUUUAAAGGAGAUUUAGAUGACAAUAUAAUUGAUAUUUAAUGGUAAAACCUUAAUUAAGAUGAUAAAAAAUAGAUAGGGGCAAUAAUUUGUUUAAAUAAAAUCUAUUUUAUAAACUAAAAUUUAGAAAAAAUAAAAAUAUUAAAAUUAUGUUAAAUUUAAAAUUCUAAUAAUUUAAUAAACUAAGGGAAAUGGUUUGGAAACGCUCUUUUUUUUGUUAACAAAACACAUAUAAAUUAUGCCUGUAUAGACGGUACAUAUAAUCCCUGUGUAAGUUUAGAUAAUUUUGAAAGUAAAUAAAUUAUUAGUUUUAUAAUGAUGGAUAGAAUUAUUAUAGGCUCGAAAAAUAAUCUUAAGAAAAAAAUAGUUAAGAUCAUACAGAAUUCAAAGUUAAAUCUUUUUGUCCUUUAGAACCAUUAAUUUGUGGUAUUUUAAUACAAAUAAAAUAAAAAUAGAUAUAAAUAUCAAAAAAUAUAUAUAAUAAAAUAUAAAUAUAAAUAUAUAUUAUAUUUAUAUAUAUUUAUUUAUUUUUAUUAUUUUAUUUUAUAUUUUUUUUAGGUUAUUUAGCUAAUUAGAAAUAUCUUAAAUAAGAAAUAAAUACAGUUUUUAUAUAAACAUUAAUAGAAAUUAUAAGUAGUAAUUAAAUAUCAUAGAAAUUAAUAUAAAAACUCAUAUAAUUUAAUUUAUAACAUUUAAGUUAUAUAUAUACUAAUAAUAGUGAUAAUAAAUAAUUCAAUACGAUUAUAAGUGUAUAAACAAUGGAACAAUUAUUAAAAACAGAAGAUUUAAUAGAAAGUAUAUUUAUAAAUAAAUAAAUUAAAAAUGAAAUAGAUGCUUUAGAAAUAAUGA